This is a messenger RNA of Myotis brandtii (Brandt's bat), 651 nucleotides long. RefSeq names its product dual oxidase 1-like. NCBI's taxonomy places the organism in Eukaryota, Metazoa, Chordata, Mammalia, Chiroptera, Vespertilionidae. The transcript is spliced from 5 exons. Gene Ontology annotation, biological process: response to oxidative stress. The record is from RefSeq and is a predicted model, not a curated record. The coding region runs from base 225 to 572 and encodes 115 amino acids. Gene Ontology annotation, molecular function: heme binding; peroxidase activity.
UAGAGAGGGAGCUGGACGAGAGCGGGCGUCCGGGAGCGAAGCCGCAGUCCCUGAAGGGGGGACUCCGCAACCGCAGAGUCACUGCUGUAGGACUUCGUGGCUGGAAAAGUUGCCAUGUGGGUCAAGAAGGAGGCAGGCCUGUAUUCGCUUCCUGGUUCUGCCGCUGCCUGGGGCUUUACAGCCCUUUCCUGAGGUUGUGCCUUCCUUUGAAGUGUCUCCAUUUUAUGGUAUUCUCCAUUUUCAUCAUGGGCUUCUGCCUGGCUCUGGCAUGGACAUUCCUGGUUGGGCCAUGGAUACCCACUGGAGCUCAGAAUCCUAUUUCCUGGGAGGUGCAGCGAUUUGAUGGAUGGUACAACAACCUCAUGGAGCACAGAUGGGGCAGCAAAGGCUAUCGGCUGCAGCGCCUGGUCCCAGCCACCUAUGCAGAUGGUGUGUACCAGCCCUUGGGAGAGCCCUACCUGCCUAAUCCCCGUGACGUCAGCAACACUGCCAUGAGGGGCCCUGCAGGGCAGGCCUCCCUGCAGAACCGCACAGUGCUGGGGGUCUUCUUCGGUAAGGGCCUCAACCUGUAGGGGAUAGAGGCCAGGGGGGUCAGCCAGACACCUCUGUGUCUGAGGGGGACUCAGAGAAUGAGGGAGAGAAAUGUUGGAG